CCUUGCCUUGCCCUGGGAUAUGUAGCACCACUAUGAUAUAUGAAUGGGCCAGCCAGGUAGGAAAGAAAGAAAGAAGAGAUAACCAAAUAAAGAUAGAGAUCCACUAACUCCAGACGAAGUUCUCUUUACCUCCUGAUUCCUCACAAAGACCCCCCACAAGCCUCAAUUAUUAGCCAGAAAAAAAUUCCAUGCACCUCCCAACCUCGUCCCCCUUUAUAAGGCAAACUGCGAACUGGAAGAGAUGCACCACCCACCCAUGAGCCGCAAGCAGGCCUAGAGGGAGAAGCAGGAGACAGUUUCAUGAUAGGAUAUGGAGCGAGCAGACGAAGCAUCAUCGGUGAACAAGGGGAGCCCAGAGCGGCUUACCAUCGACCAGGACGACGGCGCGUCGUGGCUGAGCCUCACGGUCGGCGCAAAUGGGUCGGCCGAGGCGGCGGCAAACUGCUCCGAGCCUGAGCCUGACCCUGAGCCCAAGCCUUCUGCUGCCCCACACAAGGUUUUCUCAUGCAACUUCUGCAUGAGGAAGUUCUUCAGCUCACAGGCGCUGGGCGGCCACCAGAACGCCCACAAGAGGGAGCGCAGCGCAGCCAAGCGCUCCUACCAUGCGCAGAGGAUGGUGAUGGGGCUGCCUCUCGAGGCGCACGCCGCCUUUGUGCAGUCCCUGCGAGUUAGCCAGAGCUCAGUGAUUCAGAAGUCCAGCCAGCCAACACAAAUCAGGACAGCACCAAGGUUUCAUGAAGAUGGGAUGACCUGGGCAACAAUUCCCUGCGAAGAGGUGCUGAACUCAACAUGGCCAGGAAGCUUCAGAGCAAGGACCCAACCUUCAGACCAACAACCAUCAGAACAAAGUAAGAUAGACUUGAAUCUCAGGCUUUGAUAGGUUGAUGUAUCAACUUUGAACAGUACAAAAGUCCUCAUCAAGUUUGUCCUUCUGAAUAAAUUGGCAUGAAGUGACCAGUUAAGCUCAGCUCACCAUCAGAAUCAAAGAUGGUACUGAACUCUGAAGAUGAUGUUGUUCCUUUUGAAUUCGUGGCGAUGCUGCUGCAAUAUUUAUGUAGCCAGAUAGUUAAUAUGAUCAUGUGUAGUCUAGUUGACAUCGGUGUGAAGGAACCCAGGGAUUUUUUGUACUUACUAGAAGCAGCAUAUAUAAUGUCUCUGUCAGUCAUCCUCAUAUUAAAGGUUCUGCAAGUUCUUGUUUUCAUUAA
Messenger RNA from Triticum aestivum (bread wheat), 1205 nucleotides. Its product is annotated as zinc finger protein 7. The transcript has a single exon. The record is from RefSeq and is a predicted model, not a curated record. NCBI's taxonomy places the organism in Eukaryota, Viridiplantae, Streptophyta, Magnoliopsida, Poales, Poaceae. Bases 311 to 877 code for a protein of 188 amino acids.